Messenger RNA from Pseudo-nitzschia multistriata, 1209 nucleotides. NCBI's taxonomy places the organism in Eukaryota, Bacillariophyta, Bacillariophyceae, Bacillariales, Bacillariaceae. The record is from the annotation of a GenBank genome assembly.
CAGAGUGCACGUUCUGUUCAUCGAGUUUCUUCCAAUUUCCAUUUCUGCUCUUUUCCUGUACGGCAAGCGAAGUCGUGCUCGUGGUCGUAGUCGUGGUCGUAAUUGCUAACAGUACUCGUCUCGACGCAUGGAGCGGGAAGCAAGGACAAAGUGUAAGCACCACCGGCAGCACAAGCCCCAGAGAAAGCUCGCAGACGCCCUCCGGUGUGCCGGCUUCGAUAUCUUCCACGGGCCCUUCUCCCCGAAAAAGUACAACGAUCUCCUCGAGUGCGAGGGUCUGGAAGGUCUCUCGAGACUGCCGGAGGAGCGAAGGUGCACGGGCAGCAGCGGAAGCAACAGCAGCGGAAGCAACAGCGACUACGAGGCCUACCUGAUUGGGAACACUAAACACCUUUGGCCCGUGUUUCUGGAUUGGCUGCAGCUGCGGCGUCAAUCAGCAGCAAGCACUGCCACUGCCACCGCCACUACCACCGCCAGCAGCAUCGAAGCACAUCCCCUCGACACCUACGAACGAACCGCGAUCGAAAGGGUCGUCCGGGAAAGCCUCGGCCCGGACGAAGAGAAAGGCAAAGGCAAAGACGCCAACUGCAACACUAACUGCGACACGAACGCCUGCCGCUGCUACGAGCUUUUCUUCUCGUCCGACCUAGGGACCGGCCUGGUGUCCAUGGCGAGGGUGGCCUCCUGCAGCGGCUUCUCCUACCUGGAUCCCCACACGCACCUCAGCAUCCACCCCCGCUACGGAACCUGGCAUUCCUACCGGGCGGUGCUCCUGCUGGCUUCGGAAGGCCUUCCGCCGGGGCUUUUCGAAACCGGGACCAAGACGGAGACACCGAUCCUGACACCGAUCCAGAACCCCCUUUCUCCUAUCGACGCGCGGAAAUCGAGAAAGGCCUUUGACCGGGCCCUAGCGAUCACCACGGGCACCACAACGGACGAGCUAAUGGACGAGGCCAUGGAAGAGCUGUGCGAGAUGCUCGGAGCCGGUUUGUACAGGGACGUACGCGACGAACGCCAGGAGGAAAACGACAACGACAACAACAACAAAACCAAGUCCAAAAACGAAACCGUCGCGGCGGCGUGGAUUGCGCUGCGGGACUCCAUAUCGAUCGGCCGGGAGGACUACCGCUUCGGAACAAACCAAUUGCUCUACCACUACACCAAGGAUCCGAGGCACCUGCUGCCGUGACGGUGGUGCGAUGCCACGUC